CAUAUUGCAAGAUAUGAACCCAUCCCUGUGAUGACGUCAGAGGUUCGUUGAAGUCUGCAUAGGUGGGUGAGCAUCACCAGAAGAACCACUUCCAGGUCCACGAUAGAUGAGGAAGGUGGACUUUUGUGGACUUGGAGCGUGCAGCUUUUCUGGGAUUCUUCUUAAGACGACUCCAGUAGACCACACGUUUGCGCCACAGUUUCGGAGGAGGAGGAGGAUGGUGAUGAUGAAAAGGAGUUGUCGGAGGACGGGUCCAAUGGAGCGCCGUGCAGAACCUUGAACCCUCAUGGAGACAUGGCACAGCGGUUCCUCUCGUCCGCCUUCAUGCUGACCGUCUCGCUGUCGUGUACCUACCUGUGCUACACGAUCAUCUUUGGCCGCACAACCGUUAAUUCGGGUCGGAUGUAUGAGGGGAGCCGAUGCCCGCCGAACCCCAACGCGGCCGGGAAGAAACUUCUCGCCCAGUCGGAGCAGUGUGCCCGGCUGCGGUGGGUCCGCGCCGCCGCAGCCGGAGCCCCUCCCGGUGCUUUCGGACCUCUUCCUCCCUCUCCCCCGUCUCGCUGGGUGAAAAACUCAAGUUUGGCGCAAAGGUACGGAAAUAAAAAACUCCCUGGCGUCUUAAUAGUGGGAGUGAAGAAAGGAGGAACCAGGGCGGUGCUGGAGUUCAUUCGGAUCCAUCCAGAUGUGCGCGCGCUCGGAACCGAACCCCAUUUUUUCGACCGCAACUACGACCGAGGACUCGACUGGUACAGGGGUCUCAUGCCACGAACACUGGACAGUCAGAUCACGCUGGAGAAGACCCCUAGCUACUUUGUCACAAGGGAGGCACCCCGUCGCAUCUCCAGCAUGUCCCAUCAGACCAAACUGAUCGUGGUGGUGCGCAACCCAGUCACCCGGGCCAUCUCGGACUACACGCAGACUCUAUCAAAGAAGCCCGACAUCCCCACCUUUGAAGAUCUAGCCUUUAAGAAUAGGAGCAUGGGCGUUGUGGAUACCUCGUGGAACGCCAUCCGCAUCGGCAUGUACAUUCUACACCUGGAGAACUGGCUGCGCUAUUUCCACCUCUCACAGAUGCACUUUGUGAGCGGCGAACGCCUCAUCACGGACCCGGCGGGCGAGAUGGGUCGCGUUCAGGACUUCCUGGGACUCAAGAGGAUCAUCUCAGACAAGCACUUUUACUUCAACAGGACCAAGGGUUUCCCGUGUCUGAAGAAGCCGGAGAGCAGCGGGCAGCCUCGCUGCUUGGGGAAGUCCAAGGGCAGAACUCACGUACAAAUAGAGCAGGAGGUUAUUGAGCAGCUGCAGGAGUUUUAUAGACCCUUCAACAUCAAAUUCUUUGAAACAGUUGGACGGGACUUCAAGUGGGAUUGAACUGAAACUUCUACUUGGGCAAGUAUGAAUACUUUGACUUGAAACCUCUUAAAAUUUAUUGGAAGCUGCUCGACAAAAAUGAACUCAUCCAGAGACCUGAUUGUCAAACCAGGAAGUUGUUUGCAUUUACGUAAAAAAGAAAAUCCCUUGGAAUAUUUAUGGAACAAAACAGACGGCAUCCGCUGGAACUGUCACGAGCCAAGCCACAGGAUUGAAUGUGUCACGUACACACCCGUAAAAAAGUUCUCGAUGUGCUUGAAUGCAAAUAACCAACAACAUCUUCAUGCAAACUGCUGAAAACAGGGUUCUCAUACAAAAACUCGAUGGUAUGUACAGGAAAAGUAAAACACACAAAAAAAAUGUAUUUUGGAAUUGAAUGUGUCACAUAAAGAUUGAAAUAUAGUAUUAUCCUCGAAAGCCCUAAAAUCGUAUUCACCAAGUUCAGUUUGGGUAAGCUGUAUGGGGUACCAAAACAAUGGAACCACAAUGGACUACAGUACCCCCAUAUGGGCGGAGCUACACACCCAGCAUUCCAUUGAUUGGUUAAUGGAAAAUGGUCACUUUUGUCUGACGAUGGGCAGUACCGUCGUGAGUAGAACCAAAUUGGGGAACAUAUGGCUGCUGAUUAUCUAAAGAAA
Messenger RNA from Hippocampus zosterae (dwarf seahorse), 2009 nucleotides. It is a transcript of the gene hs3st2, whose product is annotated as heparan sulfate (glucosamine) 3-O-sulfotransferase 2. The coding region runs from base 295 to 1371 and encodes 358 amino acids. Gene Ontology annotation, molecular function: [heparan sulfate]-glucosamine 3-sulfotransferase activity. The transcript is spliced from 2 exons. The record is from RefSeq and is a predicted model, not a curated record. Lineage: Eukaryota; Metazoa; Chordata; Actinopteri; Syngnathiformes; Syngnathidae.